AAUGGUUCAAGGGCCAAUAAUCAAUCAAUCAAAUAUAAACCGGCAGCGAGGUCCGAUUAUGCCUGAUCGAAGUUGACGGGGCCGACCAAUUGAUGCCCCUACAUUUCCCUUCCAGAGGCGUCAAACGGUUACAUGUUCUUCUUUCUUCCCACCUGCAAUAGGGCUGAGGAUGGCAAUGGUGUCGCCAAUGUUAAUGAGAUGAAGACUACGACGUCUGUAGCAACAUUCGCUCCAAUCUCCCUCUCUCUCUCCACCUCUUGGGCUCUUUCUUCCCUUUGUCUAUCUCUUACCGAUCUGCACUUCUCCACCCAGGCGUCAGAUUCAUAUCUGCUCAGUAUCGAGCUUAUGCUGCGACGGCAAUCUCCAUUUCGCUCUCUAUCUAUAUCCAUCAAUCAAACCAAGAACUCACAUCUUGAAGGCUUCUAUUGACAUUCUUCAACCUUUAUUCUGUGUGGAUUCCUUGGAUGGGAGGCGACUCGAGCUAUUCGAAACCCUGACAGAGAUUCCUGCAUGGAUUCUCCACCAGUUGGCCGAUGUGCAAAAAUGAGAAGAUUGACACCUAUAAUAAGACCUGGUGAGUUCGUUUUCAUUCUUCUCAAUGCAUUCUCCAAACUCUCAUUGUCGACGAUCGCUUCGCUCCCUGAGUCAUUACCUCUAGAUACGGAAGCAGUUGAUUUACCUGCCCAAGUUUUCGAUAUCCUUGCUCGACCGGGCUGGCAGAAAAACCCCUUUUUGAAGAGAGUGGCUCCAUCUCUUGCCCCUUUCCAUGUCUCUAGGCUCUUCAGCCUCAACCUCAAUCCUAAGACAGCCUUAGAAUUUUUCAACUGGAUCGGGACAAGGCCUGGUUAUAAACACGACGUUCAGUCUUAUUCAUCUCUUCUCAAUAUCCUUAUUCCUGCUCGAUUCUUUGGUGUUGCUGAAAACAUUAGAAUUUUGAUGAUCAAGUCUUGUGAUUCGGUGGAGGAAAUGCGAUUUGUUCUGGAUGUGACAAGGACAAUGAAUCGAAAUGGGGAACAUAAAUUCAAGCUCACUCUUAGAUGCUAUAAUACACUGUUGAUGUCAUUGGCGAGACUUGCGAUGAUUGACGAAAUGAAAGCUGUUUAUUUGGAGGUUUUGGAUGAUAAAAUACCUCCAAACAUAUAUACCUUCAAUACGAUGAUCAAUGCCUACUGCAAGCUUGGGAAUCUCAUCGAAGCUGGACUAUAUGUAAGUAAAAUAUCGCAAGCUGGUCUGAGCCCUGAUACUUUUACUUUCACUUCCCUUAUAUUAGGGAAUUGUCGGUGUAAGGAUUUAGAUGGUGCUUUUAGGAUUUUCCAGUAUAUGCCUCAGAAAGGUUGUCGUAGGAAUGAGGUCUCUUACACUGUACUUAUCCACGGAUUCUGUGAAGCUGGGCGGAUUGAUGAUGCAUUCAAAUUGUUCUCUCAGAUGGCAGAGGACAACUGUAGACCAACCGUCCGAACUUACACGGUCCUUAUAUGUGCUCUUUGUGGAUUAGGUAGAGGUUCUGAAGCCUUCAGUUUAUUUAGAGAGAUGAGAGAGAAAGGUUGUGAACCAAAUGUCCACACCUAUACUGUGCUUAUUGAUAGCUUGUGUAAAGAGAAUAAGCUAGAAGAUGCACAAGGGAUGUUAGACACAAUGUCUGAGAAAGGUUUGGUUCCUAAUGUUGUAACCUACAAUGCUUUGGUCGAUGGAUACUGCAAGGAGGGGAAGAUUGAUGCUGCAUUUGAUAUGUUGGGUGUGAUGGAAUCAAAAGGUUGUAAGCCAAACACUCGUACGUACAAUGAGUUGAUAUGUGGACUUUGUAAAGUGCAUAAGGUUCAUAAGGCAAUGGCACUAUUCAGCAAGAUACAUGAGCUUGGCUUGUCCCCAAGUCUUGUCACAUAUAAUUCUUUGAUCCAUGGGCAGUGUAGGGAGGGUCAUGUAGAUAAUGGUUUUAGGUUGUUAAAUUUGAUGACCGAGAAUGGUUUGGUCCCUAAUCAAUGGACUUACUCAAUUUUGAUAGACACCCUUUGCAAAGAAGGGAAGUUAGUUGAUGCUCAGACCCUACAUGACUCACUUACAGAGAAAGGCAUAAAACCAAAUGAAGUGAUUUAUACUGCUUUGAUAGAUGGAUACUGCAAAGUCAGUAAGAUUGAUAGUGCCCAUUCUCUGCUUGAGAAAAUGUGUGCUGAGAAUUGCUUGCCAAAUUCACAUACUUACAAUGUACUGAUAGAUGGUUUGUGCAAAGAAAGGAAGUUGCAUGAAGCAUCUCUAUUAUUAGACAGGAUGGUGGAGAUAGGGGUGAAGCCUACAGUUGUUACUUUUACCAUUCUCAUUGAUGAGAUGUUAAAAGAAGGUGACUUUGACCAUGCUCAUAGGGUUUUCAAGCAAAUGGUUUCCUUGGGAUGCCAGCCUGACGUUUGUACUUACACUACAUUUAUUCGUACUUACUGUCUCCAAGGGAAGUUAGAAGAAGCAGAGGAUAUGGUGGUUAAAAUGAAUAAAGAAGGUAUCAUCCUGGAUCCUGUUACUUACAUUGCUCUUAUUGAUGGGUAUGGAAGGUUGGGAUUCUUGGAUUGUGCUUUUGAUAUUCUCAAGCGCAUGUUUGAUUCUAGGUGUGAGCCUUUGCAAAUUACAUAUUCCAUUUUAAUCAAGCAUCUCAUAAAUGAAAAAUGUUUUGGGGAAAAGGGCAACAAGGUAAGUCUCUACCCAGUUUCAAGUGUCACUACUGUUGAUGCCUCCAAUGUAUGGAAGAUAGUAGAAUAUGAAACACUCCUGAAGCUCCUCAUGAAGAUGGAUGAACAUGGUUGCAUUCCUAAUGUUAGCACUUUUCAUGCCCUCAUUACGGGACUUUGUAGUGAGGGACGCUCGGAAGAAGCACAGGGGUUGGUUCAUUGUAUGAAAGAAAGAGAAUUAUUUCCCAGCGAUGAUAUUUAUACCUCUAUUGUCAAUUGUUUUGGCAAGUUGGACAUGUACGAUGAAGCGCUGAGGGUGGUGGAUAUAAUGGUGGAAUGUGGUUAUCUAAUUCAUUUAGAAUCUUACAAGCUAAUUGUUUGUGGGCUUUGCGGCAAAGGGGACAUUGAGAAGGCUAAACUAGUUUUCUGUACUCUGCUUCAGUGCGGGUAUAAUUACGAUGAAGUAGCUUGGAGAAUCCUGAUUGAUGGUUUAAUUAAGAGGGGUCUUGUGGAUAGUUUCUCUGAGCUAUUGGACAUAAUGGAAGAAAAGGACUGCAGACCUAGUCCUCCAACAUAUUCAAUGUUGAUUGAGGGGCUUCCAAGUGGAAAGGAUGGGGCAUAAUUUGUUUACUGUGUUGUCCAAUGUUGCUGCAUAAAUGGUUCUGGACACUUGUUUUCCCUCUGUUUUGUGCAAAUUGAAGAUAGAGGCAGAGAAAGAAACUUUGGGUAUGCUGGUUCUUUUGCACAGAUACUCAUGAAGAUUGGCUGUCUUGGUUUAUUCAAGAAGAUGGUGCCAUCAUGUGUAUCAGGUUGAAGAUAAUGAGGGAAACACUCUCUGACCCUUGAGGUUUUCUUCUUGGAGGUUCAGAGGUUAGUUAUUGCAGCUGCACCAUCCCAAAUGACAACAUUUUCAAGAUCAACAAGAGGAAAGGUAGGGAUAAACCCAUUGAUAACCCACGAGGAGAACGCUCGUCUUCCAAAAAAUUUUCCCUGGUGCGAGAGACCAAAGGCAGGUUUGUACGUAUGUAAAGUCCUGUGGAUCGUAACAGUGCAUGGAAUUGCCACUACUAAACUUGUGCUGCUUAAUGAGAUAAAGUAUGGUGAACAGAAACUAAGAACUCCUGACCAUUCAUUCUUUCAUUCUGCCGGAGGUAACGAAAAUUGGAUACCAGGCGGAAAGAGUUGUAUAUUUACAGGAUAGUUUUUAUUCAGCCUUCUCUACUUCUACCUCAUGUGAAGGAAUUUUCCUAGUUUGUGGAAAUUUUGCUCUAACCUACCCUACCUUUUUCUUUUAAAAUUUGAGAAAAAGGGCAUAGCCGGUGCAUGAGGCUCUCUUAUGUGCAAGGUCCGGGGGUGAUAACUAUAAUUUUUUCUUUUAAAAUUUUUUGUUCUUUAAAAAAGAAAAAUUCUUACAACUGUCUUGAUUCUUUAUUUAUUAUUAUUAUUAUUUUUUUUGGGUCUUUCCAAAUGAAAGAUUUACACCAGUGUAACAGCAUCGAUUAAUCACACAGUAGCAGUCAAUGAGCGUAAAUGAUUCACUUAUAAAGAUUAUUGUGCGGGUUUUGAUUUGA
Messenger RNA from Macadamia integrifolia, 4225 nucleotides. RefSeq names its product pentatricopeptide repeat-containing protein At5g65560. The record is from RefSeq and is a predicted model, not a curated record. NCBI's taxonomy places the organism in Eukaryota, Viridiplantae, Streptophyta, Magnoliopsida, Proteales, Proteaceae. Bases 511 to 3276 code for a protein of 921 amino acids. Gene Ontology annotation, molecular function: protein binding. The transcript has 3 exons.